Molecule: messenger RNA, 1612 nt
Organism: Scomber scombrus (Atlantic mackerel)
Lineage: Eukaryota; Metazoa; Chordata; Actinopteri; Scombriformes; Scombridae
Exons: 3
Coding region: 99-314 (71 amino acids)
Biological process (GO): G protein-coupled receptor signaling pathway
Cellular component (GO): heterotrimeric G-protein complex
Molecular function (GO): G-protein beta-subunit binding
Source: RefSeq, a predicted model, not a curated record
GCGUUAAAAGCUUUUUGAGCAGUUGGGGUCAAUUUCCGCUCGGUGGUAGCCGCCUACAUAAAACAGUCUUCAACUUUUCUUUUCCGACAGCCAUCGUCAUGUCCAACAACAACGCCAGCAACAACUUAAUCAUCGCUCAGAGGGCCGUGAAGCAGCUCCGCUUAGAGGCCAGUAUCCGGAGGAUCAAGGUGUCCCAGGCUGCUGCUGAGCUCAGAAACUUCUGUCUGCAAAAUGCCUCCAAAGACCCUCUCCUGGUCGGGGUCCCCUCCAGUGAUAAUCCCUUCAGACCCCCCAAGUCCUGCUCCCUGUUCUGAGAGCAAAAAGAAACAUGGAGGAUUUCUGUAUUUAUCCGUCGAAGGCUGUCUUCACCUCUACUUGAUGUCGCUGUAGAUCUGCCAGCAGCUCCUCUUGGGAUGAUGGGACAUGGGGCUGAUGGGUUCGGGAGGGGAAUUGGUCCACUUGUUUACCAAAACUAAUGGUAUCAUAACUCCAUCUGUUACAUUAAAGUUGGGCUGGGCGAUAUGACAAAAAUCAAAUAUCACAAUAUUUUUGACCAAAUACCUCUAUCGAUAUUGCGACAAUAUCAUAGGGAUGACUAAUGGUGCUUUCACAACAUAUUUACACAAUGAGAGUUUUGAUAAAUAAUCAUCAAUAAUGUGGAUAGUGAGUAAAAGCAAAUAAUAGAGGAGCUAAAACAGUCUGGUAAUCUCAGAAAAUGACUUAAUCGAUAUAUUGCCCAGCCCUACAUUAAAGCAGGGCCACACUCUACAUGUUCGAAAAAAGAAAAAAAAAGGCAGAAAUUGUUAUUGACACUAACCUGACUAAUGAUUAAGCUGUUCUUGGUUUACCCAGCACUAAAAAUGUCCGGUCUCAAUUUACUAAAAAAAUUCAGCCUAUGUGAUUGGAUACUAAAGGUGCAACCUCUUCUUGUAAUUUGUGCUGCAGGUAGAGAAUCAUUCAAGCAUUAAUUUAAAACUAGUUGCCAUUCAAAAAUAAGAACAUGUGUGAUAUACACACUGUAUUUCUUAUUGUGUCUUUAUAAAACACUACAGACUUAAGACUAAGAUUCAAUUGCGUAUGUGGCCUACAGACAUACUGAAAGCUUUUGAGCUAAACCGAUUAGUGUCUUAAACCAUUCAUGUAUUUUUCUGGCAAUGGUAAAGGUGUUCCUACCAUUCUGAGGUACAACAACAUGGUACAGACUUUAACCCUAUGAGUGCAGGGCAUGUGAUUGUAGAAUAACCUUUCAUCCCGUCCAUUUUCUGUAUAUAUUUAACAGCCUGUUGAGGUUGCUUUUAUUAACCUAUAUGUUACAGUCUUUCAUUUUAGAAACACAUCAAGGCCUUGCGCUAUUUGGAUAGUGAAACCUGGGAGCAGAUUUAAUGUCUAGAUACACAAAUGAAUUGCCAACGUUCAUAUCGCUGUUCAAAAGUUCCAAAUAUUUGUAUUUAAUGAAUCAUGCUGCAGAUGACUUGUUGUAUUCAUUGUUUUCUACACUGGAAUCAUUUUCCAAUCAACCAAAACUUUUACUACUGUUACCCUGCAUCUUUCUUAACUUUACUAGUGUGGGCAACCUUUUAGAAAUUAAACUUCUUUUUGGGACACUGAGAAA